UCACUCUUUUCCAAUGCUAUAAAAUCCUACAUAUCUUGAAGAAUCCAACUAGAAGGAUUAGAUGAAUUUGAAUAAUAAGAAGCAAUUAUAUCACUAAUUAACUAUCAUCUUUUACCCAAAACCAUCUCAAAAUGAGUACAUAUACAAACAAUUCUAGGACUAGACCAAGGUUUCGUGAUCGAGCCAAGAAUCAAAUGAAUAAAUUCAAGUCGGCCGUUUCAAGUGCUUUGCCGUCAGUGACUUCAUUUGGAAGCAGUGAAUUUGAACGACAUCCUAGAGUCUGGGAAAGUUUGGUCACCUCUGGUAUUGUAGCAUUAUUUACCCUCAAUGUAGUCUUCUUGUAUCCACUUGUUUACGGAGGUUUCCUCAAUGUUAUUUAUCCUCCUUGGACUGCACCCGAGCCCACUCCAGCAGAGAUGCUUAACAUUAAAUCACCAAAUGUGUUGCGAUCUAUUAUCGAUCGACUUAACGAAGUAACAGUUAAAUUCACCAAAUAUUGUUACGAAAAUAAUAAACUGUCUGAGAAAUGUGUUUAAUCAUGAAUGGUUGCAGUUUCAUUAUAGCGUUAAUUACAAUUACCUUUUAUUAUCAAACAAGUUCAAUUGUGAUUACAAUUUAAAUUUCGUUAAGUGUUGAUUACACAAUUGUAUCAGACACUAUCAUUUCUCCAUAUUUUCCAUAUUCCGUCGUUUUCCGUGUCUUUACGGCUCAUCCAUUGUUAGUCUUUACUGGUUUUGAUAUUCAUAAUCAACAUAUAUUAAUAUUUAUGGUUUAUGUCAUUUUUUUAAUACGAAAUUGAAAUAAACUGAAAAUUGGAACUGAGAAUUUUGAAGCAAUUAAACUCUUAUUUGUGGAAUGUUCAGUUCACAUCGAUUUAUUUGGUCAAUAUAUUUCUCCAGAAGACAAAUUUGGAAUAUGAAAAUUAUAAUUGUGAAAAUAAAUCCUAUCAACCCCUCACUAAAAGCUACAUUGAAAUGAGCUGCAUUUAUGCCGAAAUCCUUUUCCAUUCUUGAUUUAAAAUCAGGAGACAUAUUUGAAAGAGCAAUACCAAUAGUUACGACAAGUAUGAUCGCUCCAAUUAGCACUAAAAUGCAAUAUAUUUGACAGAUUCUCAAGACUACUUUACACUGGUAGAUAAUAGCGAUGAAAAAAAGUAAAUAAAAUCCGAUAUCAAAAAUAGCGAAUCCACGUUGAAAUCCAGAAUUUUUGACAGCACUGUAUGUACUAUGAAUUAAACUUAUUAAAACAAGAAACAACAAAAUAUUUUUCGCUUUA
Tetranychus urticae (two-spotted spider mite) is the source of this 1275-nucleotide messenger RNA. NCBI's taxonomy places the organism in Eukaryota, Metazoa, Arthropoda, Arachnida, Trombidiformes, Tetranychidae. The record is from RefSeq and is a predicted model, not a curated record.